CUACUAUAUAACAAAUAAUUUGAGGUCCAUGUCGUCCCGGGAAGUGUAGCUCCAUGUCAGCUCCUGUGAUCCUGACCCUUGUGUUGGACGGCAAGGAGGUAAACACGACGUGGGAGGAAGUGGCAGGAUGGGUCCACCAGUCCUCUCCUCUAACCUCAUCCUUCUCUACUGCCUGGCUUGUUGUCAGGGCCAUCCAGAUAUUUCUAGUGCAGAUAGGAAUGUUACUACUCGAGAUCGGCUCGAUUAGCCCGAAGAAUACCAAAGCAAUGAUUAUCAAGAACAUCGGGAACUCUAGCAUAUCUGCAAUAUGUUUUUACUUGCUCGGAUAUGGGUUCAGCUUUGGUGAGGAUGGUGAUGACUUUGUGGGUUGGGGAGGGUUCGCCACUAAAGGAGAUAUGUUUGCCAACGCCACCAAAGUGGGGGAUAUCAGCUACAACGGUGCUACCUACGCUCAUUUCAUUUACUACUUCUGUGUGCUUAACUUGGUGCCGACUAUUGUUGCUGGGUCUCUGAGCGAGAGAACUCACGUGGUUGCAUACUUUGUAGUCACAUUCUUCAUAUCCCUGUUCGUGACACCAGUUGUGAUGCACUGGGCCUGGAGCAACAAGGGUUGGGCUAGUUACCAUUCCAGAUAUCUUAUGAAUACCGGAGUGCUCGAUUUUGCUGGAUCGUGUGUUGUGCAUGUGAGCGGAGGGAUAAUGGCGCUGGUAGGAGCGUACGUUGUUGGGCCCAGGAAGGGUCGCUUCGUCGGCGAAAGGUCCAAUGUAAGGAUGCCUCGUCAAAAUGUUACCUACGCAGCGCUGGGUGCUUUCUUUAUGUGGGCUGGAUUCUACGCUCUCAACAUGGGAACCAUCCAAAAUUUUGACGGAGACGGGGUUAACGCGUUGGGUAAGAUCGCGAUCAACACAACAAUCUGUGCCACAACCAGUGCUAUUGCAGUAACAGUACUGACUCUGUAUAACGAAAAACACAUGGAACCUUACAGCGUUGUCAACGGUAUUUGCACAGGUUUGGCGGGAAGCAGUGCUGGAUGCGCUACCAUGACAACAGAAGGUGCCCUGGUAACUGGUAUACUGUGUGGAGCCAUGUAUUUCCUUCUCUCUUGGAUGCUGUGUUCAUUUGGGAUAGACGAUGUGACCGACGUGGCUCCAAUACAUCUUGGGGGUGGAAUGGUUGGGAUCAUUUCAGCUGCAUUUUUCACUACACGCCCUUUCUACAAGAUAGCAGUACUUGACAGUGGCGCUUUAACACCGUGUGGAGCAUUUUAUGUGUGUGACGGUCUGGGCUGGAGACUUUUUGUAGCUAAUCUCUUGUUCCUCCUCGCCGUGGCAGCGUGGUCGUUGGUUGCUGGACUAGCUUUGUUUCUACCGCUACGGAUUAUGAGCCUUCUGAGGGUGGAUAAAAUUACAGAAGACGCUGGACUUGAUUUCAUUUCUGGGGCUGCUCUAGCUGUUGAGUUGAAAAGAUUUAACUGAAUCUUUAAAGUUCAAAGGACAAUUUCUACACGGAUAUUGAGUGCCUGUGCAGCAUAUACGUCUUGAAUUAAACUAGACUGAGACUAGCGUAAAAAUAAAUAGUACAUGUAUCAGAGCUAGAUGGUUAUAACGCGGCCAGUACCAUUCCAAAAAUACGAGCUGUUUAUUGUUUGAUAGUUGAUUUGCUUUUGUGUUUUGAUGCUUUUCGGAACACAAAAGCACACUAUACACUAUAAUAAUCAAACAGUCGAUAUUAUUGAUUAUAGAUGAAAACAACUGAACAAACGUUGUACUUAACUUAUUUAUAAUUUCUGCUAAUAAUACUAGGUUCUGGAGACUCUAAUUUACAUAUUUGAAGCCAAUUUAUCUGUUUUUGUACAUCAUCAUUGUAACCGUAUUCAGUGGUUGUUUAUUUUUCUACUAAUUUUUUGUCUUUUAAAAACCAGAUUUUAUUUCUUUACACUUUUUUGUAAGCACUUUUUUUACAUUCUGGGGUUGUUAAAGAUUUAUCCUAUUUUCCAGUUGAGCACAUUUAAAAGUUAUAUAAGUUUUGUAUCCAAAUCAUUUCAAGAUAUGAGUCAGAAUUAUUAAAAAAGAAACUACUUGUUUUAUUGAUCAACAAUGCAACUAUCAAUUCCGAAUAAAUCUAUUUUCAACGUCAGAAACUCAUGAAAAACUAACUAAUUCAAUAUAAAACAUCAUUUCCAUUAAAACA
Molecule: messenger RNA, 2190 nt
Organism: Bolinopsis microptera
Lineage: Eukaryota; Metazoa; Ctenophora; Tentaculata; Lobata; Bolinopsidae
Product: ammonium transporter 2-like
Exons: 13
Coding region: 54-1475 (473 amino acids)
Biological process (GO): ammonium transmembrane transport; ammonium homeostasis
Cellular component (GO): plasma membrane
Molecular function (GO): ammonium channel activity
Source: RefSeq, a predicted model, not a curated record